AUUCACUUGGUGGAGUUACAGCUGUUGCAUUCAAGAGACAAAAUGUUCGUCAAGCUGUUCGUGAGCGCCGUGCUGCUGGCUAUCCUAGCCAUACUGCCUGCCUCGGCAUCUCCUGGAUACUUCGGUGGCGGAGGCUCCGGUGGGCGCGGUGGAUAUGGAGGAGGUGGUGGAUACGGUGGUGGUGGAUUCGGUGGUGGUGGAUUCGGUGGUCGUGGAUACGGAGGUGGUGGUGGAUUCGGAGGUGGUGGAUAUGGGGGUGGUCGAGGAUCCGGCGGCAGACAUGGAUACGGCAAAUAAAAUCUUUGGACGAGCCAACUCCUCUCAACGCCGCAUGUCUCCUCAUAAUAAAGGGAAUGACGUCAAUUGAUUGAAUUCAGCGGUUGAAGAUGAAGGAUAGCAUGAAUUGGGAACGGGACAUGUAUCACAUGUUCAACAUUCUCUCUCGUCUUACAAGAUUGAAUAAAAAGUAUCAAUUAU
Molecule: messenger RNA, 477 nt
Organism: Hyalella azteca
Lineage: Eukaryota; Metazoa; Arthropoda; Malacostraca; Amphipoda; Hyalellidae
Product: glycine-rich RNA-binding protein 2-like
Exons: 3
Coding region: 43-297 (84 amino acids)
Source: RefSeq, a predicted model, not a curated record